CCAAAAUUGUCAAAAUGUGAAAAAAGAAGAAGAAACAGCGGCGGAUGCGUUUUGCAGAGAUUUUGCAUUUUUAUUUCAUAUUAACUAACAAUAGUUUAUACAGUAUAAUCUAGCACAUUAUUCAGUGAUCCUUCCACAAAAUGGCUGACGACGAAGCACCAUCGGACAGCAGCCUGCUAGUAAUAAUUGUUGACACAAACCCCAACCAGCGAUACAUCACAGAGGACCCAAAAGUGCUGACAGGGUGUCUGGACGCUGUCAUAGCGUUUGCCAACUCACACUUGAUGCAAAAGGCUCUGAAUCAACUCGCUGUUAUUGGCUGCCAUUUUCAUAAAAGUGAAUAUCUGUACCCUGCACCUGGAAAACCAUUGGAUGUCAGACAAAUUGAUGGACAGUAUGAAGUAUUUACAUUAGUUGAGAAAACAGUAAAAUCCAGACUGGUAAAUCUAAUCAAAAGUCAACCUCAGGAAGAGAAACCUGGGGAAUCUUUGAUAGCAGGAGCUCUAGCGAUGGCACUAUGUUUCAUAGCAAGAAUGCGACGCGAAUCUCCACCAGGUUUACGUCUAAGCAGCCGCGUGCUCAUAGUGACGGGCAGCUCAGACACCGCGGCCCAGUAUAUCAACUAUAUGAACGUUUUCUUCACAGCACAGAAACAGCAAGUGCUAAUCGACGUGUGCUCGCUGGACAAGCACCUGAGUCUACUCCAGCAGGGCUGCGACAUCACUGGGGGUCUUUACCUCCUGGUGCCCUCGCUAGAAGGCCUGCUGCAGUAUCUGCUGUGGGUGUUCCUUCCUGAGGCGUCAGAGCGCGCGAAACUGGUGCUGCCUGGUCGCGGUCGGGUCGACUACCGCGCGGCUUGCUUCUGUCACCGCGAGCUGCUGACCAUCGGCUACGUCUGCUCCGUCUGCCUCAGCGUGUUCUGCAAAUUCAGUCCAAUCUGCACGACUUGCCAUACCGUGUUCAAGAUCGGAGGACCUCUGCCCAUCAAGCCGAAAAAGAAGAAGAUGAAAGUGUAAUCCUUACUUAUUACCGUGUUCAAGAUCGGAGGACCUCUGCCCAUCAAGCCGAAAAAGAAGAAGAUGAAAGUGUAAUCCUUACUUAUGUACGUAACUGAUAUUUGUAAAUAAUAUAGGUGAUAAGCUAUUUUUACUUGACUUGUUUUUUUUUAUCGAAAUCAUUUUUCAUAGUUUUUUAUAUUCACUGGUUGUGUGUCCACUGCUGGUUCAAAAGCUUCUUUCUUUUCCUCUUUGAAGCUAAAAUGAUGACUGAGAAUAAUUACACAUAAUUACGUCGAUUAAAAAUUAAAAUGCGUCCAGUAUAGGUCGCUCAAC
Messenger RNA from Ostrinia furnacalis (Asian corn borer), 1331 nucleotides. It is a transcript of the gene Tfb4, whose product is annotated as transcription factor B4. Gene Ontology annotation, cellular component: transcription factor TFIIH holo complex; transcription factor TFIIH core complex. The record is from RefSeq and is a predicted model, not a curated record. Bases 141 to 1016 code for a protein of 291 amino acids. Gene Ontology annotation, biological process: nucleotide-excision repair; regulation of DNA-templated transcription. Lineage: Eukaryota; Metazoa; Arthropoda; Insecta; Lepidoptera; Crambidae. The transcript is spliced from 10 exons.